Molecule: messenger RNA, 676 nt
Organism: Cydia fagiglandana
Lineage: Eukaryota; Metazoa; Arthropoda; Insecta; Lepidoptera; Tortricidae
Exons: 2
Coding region: 1-648 (215 amino acids)
Source: RefSeq, a predicted model, not a curated record
AUGAAAGUGACAGUGAUAUUUAUCAUAGUUGCCCCUGGCCUAAGCUUGCAGCACCGACACAGUGACAGUGGCAGUAGCGAGGUAGACAACUCACGACAGUCCGAGGAAUACGACUACGAACCCCCUUACUCUUAUCGCGCUGACGACAAACACAAACAUAAAUCAAGGGACGAAGUCCAACCAAGUUCAGCCGAAAUGGAGAGCUCCAACAAGAAAUAUAUCAAGCACUCUUCAAAACAUUCCCGCCGGCGUUCCAAAAAGCACACAAGAGUUGAAAAUUGCGAGAGCAAUGAAUGCGAUCAGCCAGAAACUAACCAAGCCGAGCAGGCAGGACCGAGUCCUGGAAACUUAGUGUUUGUUCCAUACCCUUACCCUUUAGUGGUUCCACCACCAGUACCGGUAUUACCUGAACUUCCUAGCAGUAGUACCACAACCUCCACGGCUCCACCGAUAAGCUACGACGGGUCAUGGAAUGAUAUGAGAAGAACAGAAAUGGAGAAAGAAAGUUACUUGGACUUGCUACGAACUAUGAAAAAUAGGCAUGAAUUGCCUUAUGUCAGGAAUGAUGUAUCUAGGCCAGUGAGGCGAUAUUUAAUAGAUCGGCUGCUUUCGCGUGUGAGAAAUGUGAAAGAUAUCAACUCCGUAUAGCAUUAAGACAAAACUCAAAGAAUUGAGA